CCUCCAUCUUCCUUCAACAACAGAUCCAAAGUCCAACUACACAGAGAAUUCCUGAUCUGUUGAGGAAGAAGUUAGAAUCACCAUUUCCCAUGGCGAGUGGAGUAGUCAUACAGAAGGAUACAAUAUGGAAAGCUCAUUCAGCUUUAGCAAUGGCACAGAUAUUUUCUGCAGGUUAUCAAAUCAUAUCAAGUGUUGCUCUCCAUGCUGGUAUCAACCAAAUUGUAUUCUGUGUUUAUCGCGAUCUUAUUGCUCUCUCAUUACUAGCGCCUGUUGCUUACUUUCGUGACAAAAGGACUCGUCUUCCUAUCAAUUCUAGUCUCCUCAUGUCGUUCUUCUUCCUUGGAUUAACUGGGGUAUUUGGGAAUCAGCUGUUGUUUUUAAUAGGGCUUGGUUAUACAAAUCCAGUUUAUGCUGCUUCUACUCAACCGGCAAUCCCUGUGUUCACUUUUGUUAUUGCAGCUUUCAUGGGCACGGAGAAAGUGAAUUUGCUGAAAACUGGAGGUCAACUCAAGGUGGGUGGCACAAUAGUAUGUGUUUCCGGGGCUAUACUAAUGGUUUUGUUCAAGGGUCCAGCUAUAUUCGGAAACAAUGUCAGUGAAUUGUUGAACGGAGCAGCAGUGACCAAUGAUUUCAUUACUGGGGCACAACCAGCACCUGUUGGGUGGUUGAUAUCUGGUUUGUUGGCUACUGGCCUUACCAAGUUUCACAUUGGGAUGCUCUGCUUGUUCGGGAACUGCUUUUGUUUGACUGCUUAUCUAUCCUUACAGGCUCCGCUGUUAUUGAAGUAUCCUGACAGUCUAUCAGUGACUGCAUACUCAUACUUUUUUGGUGCAAUGUUAAUGGUUAUUGCUGGAAUAUUUGCAACUGAUGGAAAUACUGUCUGGACUUUGACGCGGUCUGAGUUAGUUGCAGUAUUAUAUGGUGGAAUUGUUGCAUCUGCUAUAAAUUAUGGAGCCAUAACAUGGUCCAACAAGAUUUUGGGGCCAGCGCUAGUUGCUCUCUAUAUGCCACUUCAACCUUUUGCAGCUGCUUUUCUGUCAAAGAUUUUCUUGGGGAACUCCAUUUAUCUUGGAAGCAUCAUAGGAGGAUCUCUAAUCAUUGCUGGACUGUAUAUGGUAACGUGGGCAUCUUACAGAGAGAGACAAGAAGCAAUUGGUUUAAUUAGUCAUGCCAAUCCGGACUCGGAACCUCUUCUCCACAGAGAUGCAUUUGCAGGACCCUCUAGCACACCACCAAAAUCCUUGGACUGAGAAAUAAGAAGCACUUAUACAUUAUUCUAGUUGUUUGCUUUCAUUUCAUGUUUCGCACGUCCGAAAGCUAUUGUAAUAUUGGCUUCUGAUUAAAGCAUAAGCAUCCCAAGUUUCUCUUUGAUUCUUCGCCUCAUUGUAAAUCAGCUGUAGACUGAGCAGAAGAUUCUUUAAUUAAAACUGUU
Messenger RNA from Papaver somniferum (opium poppy), 1432 nucleotides. RefSeq names its product WAT1-related protein At4g19185-like. Gene Ontology annotation, cellular component: plasma membrane. NCBI's taxonomy places the organism in Eukaryota, Viridiplantae, Streptophyta, Magnoliopsida, Ranunculales, Papaveraceae. Gene Ontology annotation, molecular function: transmembrane transporter activity. Bases 90 to 1250 code for a protein of 386 amino acids. The record is from RefSeq and is a predicted model, not a curated record. The transcript has 6 exons.